This is a messenger RNA of Glycine soja, 1624 nucleotides long. Its product is annotated as ethylene-responsive transcription factor ERF060-like. Gene Ontology annotation, biological process: regulation of DNA-templated transcription. The transcript has a single exon. Bases 279 to 1199 code for a protein of 306 amino acids. NCBI's taxonomy places the organism in Eukaryota, Viridiplantae, Streptophyta, Magnoliopsida, Fabales, Fabaceae. The record is from RefSeq and is a predicted model, not a curated record. Gene Ontology annotation, molecular function: DNA binding; DNA-binding transcription factor activity.
CCCACCGGAAUGCAAGAGGGGAACUAUCAAAAAGUCAGGCCACCCCAAAAACAUAGUGAGAUAAUUAGAAACAAACAUCUCUUUGCUUAAUAGUUAAUACCUUCUCCUAAUCUCUUCAUCACAAUUUUCAUUUUGAACUCGGGAAAGUUUUCAGUCUAUCUAUUUUUAUUUUUGUUAAGAAACAGAACAUAUCCUGUUCUCUGGUUUUGGAAUUGAGACAGGUUGUUCUCUUUGUUUGCAAUUUUUUCACUUCUUUCUUUCUCAUUAUCUAGUUAAGCAUGGCAACAGUUAUGGACAUGUACAAUACUAGUAGCAUCAUGAUACCAGAUUUCUUAGACCAGUGUAGUGAUCAAGAGCUGAUGAAAGCACUUGAGCCUUUUAUGAAAAGUGAUUCUUCUAGCAUUACAUACCCUUCAUUCUCUUCCUUUUCUUCUUCUCCCAAUUUCUCUUCAACAACAAGCUACGAGCAAAAGGUUUCAAUAACUCCAAACCAUGCUAGUUCCAUCAAACUGAACCAACUCACCCCAUCACAGAUGUUUCAAAUUCAAGCCCGAAUCCAGGUUCCACGAGGCCAGUUUCUGAGCCCAAAGCCCAUUCCCAUGAAGCACGUGCGGGCUUCUCCUUCUUCAAAGCCCACGAAGCUUUACCGUGGGGUGAGGCAGAGACACUGGGGCAAGUGGGUCGCUGAGAUCAGACUCCCCAAGAACCGAACACGUCUCUGGCUAGGUACAUUUGACACCGCAGAGGAAGCAGCGUUGGCUUACGACAACGCAGCGUUUAAGCUAAGAGGAGAAAACGCGAGGCUCAACUUCCCUCACCUGCGUCACCAUGGAGCACGCGCGUACGGUGAGUUUGGGAACUACAAGCCUCUCCCCUCUGCGGUCGAUGCGAAGCUUCAAGCCAUUUGUCAAAGCUUGGGGACCAAUUCGCAGAAACUCAAAACUCAAAACCCUAUUGUUCUAGAUACACACAAGGCAGAGACAGAGACAUCGGAGUUUCAGGAUUUUAAUAAGGUUGAGAAUUACCAAACAUCAUCGUCCUCGGCCUUCUCCGAUGAAUAUUCUUCUUCUUCUUCACCUGAAUCCGAUAUUACCCUCUUGGAUUUCUCGGAUUCUUGUGAAACAAUGGACAAUCUUGGGUUGGACUUGGAGAAGUACCCUUCCGUGGAGAUUGAUUGGGCAGCUUUAUCUGACUCAUGAAUAAUCAGUGGUUAACGGGUUUAGUUUAGAUUUGGUGUGUUUUAGGUUGCUUUUGUUUGUUUUUUUCUUGUUAAUCAGUGUUUUAGAUAUUGGUUAAGAAAUUAAAGAAGAAAAUACUUAAUGUUUUCUCUUUUUAAUUUCUUAAUCAAUGUUUUAAGGAUAUGAUUAACAUUUGUCUUGGUUUUUUAAUGUGUCUUAGGCGGCAGCUGCAACCAAAUUUUUUACCGUUGCAGCAGUUGUUUUGCCGAGUCAGGUUACAAACUUUAGUGUACUGCUGUAGAUAGGUGAGUCACAGUGGUUGGUUAUUAUAUUAUGAUGGUGUUUUUAUUCCUGCGUGACCAAGGUAGCUUCAACUCUUUUUUUUUUUUUUUUAAUGGAACCAAGGUAGCUUCAACUUGUGUCUCGGCUACGUAGUUCGAAUGUAA